GACCGCUCUCGUCGUCGUCGCACUCGUCGCCGCUGUCGUCGUCGUCGUCGCCAUCGUCGCCCCUCAGCCCGCGCAGGCCGGGCCCCCACUCGUUGUGUAUUUCUAUUGCUCACUGGCACACCAGUAUGCCCUUCCCAUUAACCGUCUGCCAGCGGCACCCCCGCUACGCCAUCUUCCUCGUCGUCCUCCUCUUCGGCUCCUUCCUCCUCCUCUCGCCCAGCGAUACCUUCUCGCCGAACAGAUACCACCAGUCGCGCGUCACUGCGCGCGACCACACGCUCCCCGCGCGCAUAGAGCACGCCGAGGAGAUGUACGGACGUACGCUCGACCGCCGGCAGGCCAUGAUCAAGAAGUUUGGGCCCAAUCCGAGCCAGGUCGUCAUGUUCCCUCCAGACCGUGAGCCAUGGCCGGCAUAUACUGUCUGGGACUUCUUCCCACCUGUCUUCAACUGUCCGCAUGAGCUUGAGCGGAUAGGUGCAUUGGGCGACGGCGGAAAGUGGAUAUGCGGACUGUCGCGCGUCGCAGAGAAGCAAGACUGUGUCAUCUACUCCUUCGGUCUCGACUGGGACUCGACGUUUGAGGGCGAGCUCCUGCAGCGGACGUCACACUGCAAGAUAUACGGGUACGACUUCACCGCGCGGGGAUUCGGGCACGGCGUCCCCCGCGCGCUCAAGGGCCGCACGCACUUUGCGCGGCUCGGACUCGGCGCGGAGGACUCGCACGGGCCCGCGGACGAGCCCAAGAUGUGGACGCUGCGCAGCCUCAUGGCCGCGAACGGUCACGACCACAUCGACGUGCUCCACAUUGACAUCGAGGGGUGGGAGUUUGAAGUCCUCCGCGCGAUGGUCGUCGACUUUGCUGGGCUCGGUUCGGUGGGCGAGGCAGCGGGCGAGGCGGGGGAGACGCAGCAGGAGCGCGGCGCGCUGCCGUUUGGGCAGCUGCUGAUCGAGUUCCAUGUGUGGCACCAGAAGUUCCAGGAGUUCCUUGCGUUCUGGGAGAUGCUUGAAGGUGUCGGGCUGAGGCCGUUCAUGUCGGAGGUAAACCUCGUCUACGCAAACUACAACCGCCAGAGCGGCGUCGAGCUCGCGCAGUACUCGUUCCUCAACAUCCGGGGCGACAACGUCUUCACCUCGGACAAGGCGCUCGCGCCCACCGCCGCGCAGGACGGGUCCGCGCUCGACGCGGAGCCGGAUCUGCCAGGGGAGCCCGACGUGCGCACGAUGCGCCACGCCGCCGUCGCGGCGGGCGCACUCGACGUGCGGAGACGGUGAGCGGGCGGCGUCCGUAGCGUCUCAUAGGCCGACUCCCUGUACUCCCUUGUAUAACUCGAAAAUCCCUAUAGGCAUCCUCUAUGAGCGCGUGAGCGCCGCAGUGCUGCCGGGGCUCGUGCGCUCGCCGUUGCGACCUCACGCGCAUCGACGGAUAUACCAAAAACCGUCUUUCGCGUCUGCCUUUCACUUUGCUCGCUCCUUCCGACCGGGUCACAUCCGGUCUUACCGCUAAAUUCACCCCACCCACGGCUGCACACUACGGUGACAUAUGAGUAGCUGUACUCGCCCGGACACAGCGCGUUCGUGCUCCCCGCCAGUGCUUGCAAACAUGUAUUAGUGUAUGUAUCACUUAUCGACUACUCGACUCGGGCAUACUUCGGCGUCGGCUGUGUGCAGAACGCAGCGAUGAUGGUCUGGGUCAGCGGGAGAAGUCGAGCACAAGGGCUGGGUAUUUCUUCCGCGGGCCGUCCCGCGCAUUGUAGCUAUAUUGCAGUCCG
This is a messenger RNA of Rhodofomes roseus, 1768 nucleotides long. Its product is annotated as methyltransferase domain-containing protein. The record is from RefSeq and is a predicted model, not a curated record. Lineage: Eukaryota; Fungi; Basidiomycota; Agaricomycetes; Polyporales; Fomitopsidaceae. Bases 126 to 1271 code for a protein of 381 amino acids. The transcript is spliced from 5 exons.